This is a messenger RNA of Striga hermonthica, 1326 nucleotides long. The record is from the annotation of a GenBank genome assembly. NCBI's taxonomy places the organism in Eukaryota, Viridiplantae, Streptophyta, Magnoliopsida, Lamiales, Orobanchaceae.
AUGUAUGUGACGAGGCCUCUUUCCCAAGUGCUGAAAUCUCCUGAAUUUGGGCCGCUCGACGGCCCGAAUUCCGGCUGCUUAGUGAUCCAGGACGAGGAAUCCGAGACCUACUCGUGUUUCGGGUUGUGUCGGAAUCGGAGGCUCAAACUUCUGCCUUUUCCUCAGGACAAAGAGCUUCUUGUUCGUUACACGACGACCAAUGGCCAGACAACCACCGUUUCCGAGGAUCCCGUUUUCUUGAUCCCGGUUAUCAAUCAGCCGCUUGACUCCAAUCGGUAUUACGCGAUCGUCCCACAUGGAAAGCGAAAAGGAGAAGCAUAUACUUGCUCAAGGGAAGAUGAUAAGACCACCUGCUGUUUCUGCCGUUUCGUGAAAGACGUAAAACCGAUGCCGUUAGAUCCGCAAAACACUUAUCAACAAUUUCAGAUAGCUCCGUACGAAGAGCUUUGCAGUCGCACGGGUGGCUUUAUCGCCACCUCCAUAGCUCUCGACGACGGCUUCCCGCCGUCAUUCCUCCGCCGGAAAGGUUGGACCAUCCACACAAAGACCCCUCACAAUUUCAAGCUCGACACCGCAAACGGACUUGACCCUGUGCUCCGGUCCCGCCUCCCGAAUUUUGAUUUCCCUAUUUCCUUAGAGUUCUCUGAGCCUUUAGUCAUCGGGAAAUGGUAUAGCCCCUUCGUGUUCGUAAAGGAAGGGACUCUGCACAAACAAGUAAAGGGUUCGUUGUAUUAUGAGUGGACGCUCGAGCAAAGAUGGGAAAGGAUAUUUGCUUGUCGUAAUGAGAGUAACGAUAACCGAGUGGUGAUUGACGAUGUGUUUGAGGACGAACGAGCAUUUGUCGGUGGGGUUAGAGGCGAGUGGGAUGAGAAGAGUUCGGUUGAUGGGGUGGUUUGGUACGUGGGCUACGGUAGUGGGGGAGAGAGAAAAACGAGCGUAGGGUUGAGAGUGGAAAUAGUCGAGCGAAUGAGGUGGGAGGAGUCGAGAGGCGGCUGGGUAGGCGGGGCCGGGGGGCCGGUGAGGGUUAGUAAGGUGGAGGAGUGUGAAGGGUGGGACGACGUCCAGGUUCACGUCGUCCUUUUUCUCUGCGAACCAGCACCUCCGGGUAGCAAUCAGCAGCAACCCGCGACAACCAUCUCCGCGAGCUCGACCAAGCUUAUCCUCUUUUCCGGCGACCCGCUGCCCUCGCUCCAACCCGCGUCCAGCUCGUUUUUCCGGCGAUUUCACUUCACAAGGCCCGACCAGAUCCGCUCAGCAGCUCCAUUCUCGACCCUAGCUCCGACCAGCAGCAGUUUUGGACCAUUUUCAGCAACAUUGAAGCUUUAA